Macrobrachium nipponense is the source of this 7510-nucleotide messenger RNA. RefSeq lists its product as uncharacterized. Gene Ontology annotation, molecular function: glycosyltransferase activity. NCBI's taxonomy places the organism in Eukaryota, Metazoa, Arthropoda, Malacostraca, Decapoda, Palaemonidae. The coding region runs from base 621 to 2345 and encodes 574 amino acids. The transcript is spliced from 4 exons. Gene Ontology annotation, cellular component: cytoplasm. The record is from RefSeq and is a predicted model, not a curated record.
ACGAGAGAGAGAAAAAGUGAGAGAGGGACGCUGCGGUGUUCCCCGGGGUCGGGCGCUUACUUUAGUUACGGUCGCCUGGUGGAAUGACAUUCAGUGCGAUGCUUUGUCCGUGGAACGAUGUGGAUUCCUCGUGAUACGAGCGCUUAUGGGAGUAAUUUGUACCGUUUAUGUUUUAAAGGAAAUGUGAGAUGAAAAUGUGGUCCUCGAGUGUUGCAGCAUCCAGAGAUGCUCCUGCCUUGCUUUCGUUAGAUGUGAGAUGAAAGUGUUCCCCGUGGUGUUCUAGAGAGAUAACAUACCCCAUGCAACGUAAUGCAGUAAUGAAUACACUUCGUAUUUUAUGACUUUCUACUGUGAAGUGUUCGCAGAAAGUGAAGUUUUUUAUUUUAGUUCAUUUUGACGUGAUUUUUAUUUAUUUGGAAAAUUAGGAAUGAAUUUCCCUUUCGAAGUAAACUUUUGGAGGCUAUUAACAUGGAUUAAAAUGUUAUCGAGGAUAUCUCUUGAGUGAUCUGCAAUAACGUACGCUUUGUGUAGGUGACACGUUAAUAGCACCGUAAGAAAAAAUGCGAAGAUGCACUUCGUAGUAGCGACUUGAGACUUGGGCUGUUGAAGGCAGUGGAUUCAUGAUGGGAGGACUCAAACGGCUGCUGCGGUGGUUCCCUAAACGGGCCAUGAGGCGGGGUGUCUACCUACUGCUCCUGUGGUGUUGCCUUUGCUACCUAGUUGUUAGAUUUUCUGGCCAAGAUGAGUCCACUUUCAGCCAUGGAGGUACCAUGACUGGCAGGUUGUUGCUUCAGAAAAUAGUUGAAACUCGUGCACCACCACUUGUCACAACAGAAACUGCUCCCAAUGCAACAACAGAAAUGAAUGUUUUGGAACUGGAGCCAUCAGUUGAUAAAUCACCAGUGCUUUCAGAACAAGAUUUAGCUGCCCAGAUCCAGGAAAAAAUACCAAACUUACCUGUUAGAUACUGGCAAAAAUAUAAGGGCAAAGUUUUAUCUAAGAAUAAGACAUGCGCCAAGUUCCCUUCACUCUAUGAUAUUAGUUUUAAUAACAUGUAUUGGCAAACACUACAGAGUAGUAAUGGAACCUUCCACCUUUAUGGAGCUUACUAUGAUAACAGAACAUUAGUUGCCAUGAAACCAGUGAUUCGCAUACUUGGUAUGAUAAAUAGGCUUGAGCCUAAAGUUAAAACUUACUGUCAACUGUGGUUUGAUGGACACAAGGAGCCAGUGUUUGCUCGUGUCUGGGAGUACAAGUACAUAUGGUAUAAAAAAUGGGGAAACUACAAGAAUGGACUUUUCCAGCCAUAUCUGGUUGCAUGUCAAAUACCACCAGGAUACCGCCAUCUUGUGCCGGAAUCUGUAUCACUGGUUGAGAAACCAUGUGAUAUGGCAACAACAAAUAUGCGAGUAAUUAAUAAUCGACCACCUUCUGGGCAGAAAGAAGAUUUCGCAGUUUGUGUUAAAGGUCUUGACUUUCUCCAUGAUGACCUGAGUGUUCGAUUAGUAGAGUGGUUAGAACUUUUGUUCCUCCUUGGAGCCAACAAAGUGUUUUUGUAUGAUUUAGAAGUUCACCCCAACAUUACUAAAGUGUUGAAGUAUUAUGAAGAACAAGGUCGAGUGGAAGUUACAAAGUUAACGUUGCCUGGGGAGCAGCCUAACAUACCUGGACUUUUGCAUAUGUACUUGAAAAGUAAAAUUACUAACAAGAGGCAAAAUGAGCUCAUUCCAUAUAAUGACUGCUUGUACAAAAAUAUGUAUCGUUACAAGUAUAUUGCUCUUCUGGACACUGAUGAAGUUAUCAUGCCAAAAAGUUCAUUGUCAUGGAAGUCUUUAAUGGAAACUGUGAUACCAAAAGCAUUAAAAACCAAAAAGGACCCUCGUGCAUCCUAUAAUGUACGUAAUGUGUACUUUAUGGAUACUAUGCGUCAUGCCCAUGGAUGGUUCAGAGAAAUUCCACACUACAUGCAUAUGUUGCAGCAUGUAUAUCGUUCCAAUAACUAUACCAAACCAGGUCAAUAUGUUAAAUGUUUCCAUGACCCAGAAAGAGUUCUCACCCUUCAUAACCAUUUUCCUCUUUCAUGCCUGGGUGGAGGUUGUUCAUCAUUUGCCAUUGAUACAGAAGACGCCCACUUGCAACAUUAUCGAGCAGAUUGUGUAAAUUCUUUGAAAAAAUCUUGUUCACAAGAAUAUAAGAAUCAUACAAUAUUGGACACAACAAUUUGGAGGUAUAGAGAGCCACUAAUAGCACGUGUCACCGAAACUCUGGAUCAUCUUGGUUUCUUUAAUCUUGGAACAGCAACGAGGUCUAAUGACCCACCUGCUUCUGCUGUACGAAAAAAGUAAUAUCUAGUGUUAUUUUAGUGCUGUAUUUGCAUAGUUAUUGUGCCUUAACCCGUGUGAUCUUUUAGUGGUCUUAUUCCGUCCUUAUAAAACCCAAAACAGUAUUCAGUUUCAAGUGGCUGCUAUUGUGUGGCUACUCUUCUAAGAAUCUAUUAAGGGUUGCCAAAACUGUCUGUGAAGAAGGUGUAUGAUGGAUGGUGGCAGGUGCUGCUCAUUUUAAAUAUUGCUCCCGUCUUUCAGCAACACCCAAAGCAGUUUUCCAAACUGCAGUGUUACCUUAUUUAAGGUUAAGUAUCGAAAGAAUCAAGAAAAAAGUUAUUGCAAUACCAGUGGAAAAUUGAAUUAGGAUAUAUGAUUACGUAAUGCUUUAGUAAAAGUAUUUACUAUACUAAAGUUAGCUUAAGUAGUCGAGGCUAUUGGACUCCCAUGUGCAUUAAAAUCUGAUUUUAUCACUCGUUAACCUUGUAUGGUUUUUAGUGUUCUGUUGCACUUGAAAGCUACAUUAUUAAAUUGUUCAAUGUAUUGUUAAAAAUCUCAAUAGCUGUGAUAGCUUUUACAGUAUUUAAUUUAAUUUUGUGAUUUUGAUGAUUGGUAACACUUUGCAAAGUGCAAGUUUUUUGUCAGUAUUUAGAGAAAAUCUUCUUUGCAAUUUUAAAUACAUAUUUAUGGAAAAAUUAUUUUAAAAUCAAAAUUUAGGACAAAAAAUAUAAGAGGUUUUGGUGUAUCUAUGUUAUGGAUUUCAAAAUGUUACUUCAAGCAUCAGUAAAAUUAAAUAUUAAAUUGAUUUGCCUGUACAGUAUAUCCUGAAUUGGCAAAAUACUAGGCUUUUGGGAUAUCCUUUCCUUUAGUAGGCAAAUUUCAAUGGUAGUAUGUGGCAUGCCUCAGCCAGUAUAUACACAGCUUAGCUUGCAAAACAAAAAAUUUAUCAUUUGUUCUUGUAUUGAAAAAAUCAUGUUUUCAUGUUCUGUACGUACUCUACAUGCAAAGUGGUAAGCACCUCAAAACCUAUAGUAAUGUUAUCACCAGCAGGGCCUGAGUAAGUUUUCAGAUUACAGUAUUUGGGUUGUAGUCUUAAAAUUUAGAGCAUAUGUAAAAACUGCAUUGACAUGAAUCAUAUAGAAAAAAGCCAUAUUUGUUAUUCAAAGGCCAUAAUUUGUAAAUAUUUAUAUUAAUUUUUAGUUGAAUUUGAAAUAAGCUUGAAGUUUUUCAUCACUCAGGUCUGUUUUGAUGGAAACAUUUUUUCCGGAUAAAAUAAUGUUUUCAUGGUUAAGGAAAUUUAAUUUACAAGAUAUUAUUUUAGAAAUGGUCUUGCUUGCAUAUAAAAAAAACAGGUGACGUUUAUCAUACGUGCAAGCAAAAAUACAGCUUUAUUAAGUUACCUUAAAAAUGUUGGUUCUGUAUAGAUUUUGGUUGCUUUUGAAGGAGUCUUGAAUUUUGAGGUGUAAAACAGACAUAUUGAUGCCCCUUUAAAUGACAAAUGGAAAUGUUUCUUUAUAGGGACUACAUAUUUGCUUUUAUCUAUUUAGGCAUUUAAAGCAUGACUUCUGUUUUAAAACCAAUGUAUAGUAAUCCCUGACAUCUGUUUUUGUACAUUUCUUAUGAACCUUGUUUCAUUUUGCAACAUUUAUGGUAAAAAUAAAAUUAUUUUUUUGAUGAAAUUAUCUUAAUGGAAAAAUAUUUAAGUGACUUUUCACGACAUGAACAUUGUUAGAGUUGGACUGCACUCUUUUCAUGAUGUUGUCAGUAUACUGUCAAAGAAUGAAAGAGGUUUCUUUGUACUGGAAAAAUUCUUGUUGAAUGUUUGGAGUCAAGGGAAUGUGGCAUCCCGGAGAAACCUCAUUGUAAAGUUAUAUACAUAGAUCUGUCAUUUGUGAAGAAUGUACAUCAUUUAAACAAGAAGCUUAUUGUCACUAAUUACAGAAAUGAAUACUAGAACUUUGCAAACAAUGGAUUGUAAUUUGCAUGAGUAAAACUUGGGUCUGUUUUGAAUAUUACUGGUUCACAUAUUUUUAUGCAAGUAUGUAAUGGAAGUUAUAAUAAGGAUAUCUGAAGAAUAAGUCAUAGAAUUAUUCAAAAUCUGCCAUACCAGUGGAUAACAAGCAGUCUAAAAAGAAUAAUCCAAUACCAACAUAGUUCUAGUAAUCAUUUUAGGGACAACCAUUACCCAGUGUUAAUAGAAAAUUGCAGUUAUUAGCUUCUUGAAUUAAUAUCAAUGGUUGGGUUUACAUGCUACAAAUAAGAAUGUCUUUUCCCUUGAAAUGCUUAGAUUUAAAGUCUUGUUGAAUAUGAAAUGAUAAAAUUAUGAAAUUCUAUGAUUUUAUAGGUACGUAUAUGGGUAGUCUUUCUGGCUCCAUUAACAUUAAAAAAAAUAUGGAAAUAUAAAAGUACAGAGUAUGUUACAAUUCAUUUUCACAUGAUCUGUGAGACAAGAUUAGAUGUAAUUGUCCAACUGAAUGUGUAUGCUACAUUUUGACACUUAUGAUCUGAAUAAGGUCUUUGCUUAAAUAAUGGAAUGAAGCUACAUGUAUCAGGUAUUCCGAUGACUUGCACUAAGUGAGGGGUUGUUUAGUGCGCAAACAAGCAAAAUUUGAGUGUAGUACUGAAUAUUUAAUUCAUAAUUACUCAUAAAUCAGACACAGUGAGUUGAAAGACUAUACAAUACAUAAAAAAACUUACACAUUCAAAUGAAACGGUAGCAAAAUUAUGUUUACGUACCUUCAAUUGGAAAGAAAGUACAGUAGUGAUUGCUUAGUCAGUUAGGAACAGGUAGAAGCAUGGAUAGAAAGCACUAAAGAUUUUAAACAAUAACUUAGACAUCAGUUAUGAAUAAAGUAAACAAUUGACAAAUACAUGGUAGAUAGGAGUAGACCAACAAAUCUGCAAGCAAAGAAUGGAUGGGUGUCUGAAGCUUGGGCGAUGCUCUGCAUUGGACUGGGAAGGUCAUUCAGUACUUGUGGAAAGAUAAAUGACUGAUAUUUAGAUCAACAGAACAAUUUACGUUUUAAAGCCUACACACCCACUGAUAGUUUAGGUGAUAAAUAUGAAUCUGGGAUAAUGAGCUUGCCUCAAAUUGGAUAAAAAUGCUAGCUCUAUUACACACUUCUGACAAAUUAAAAAUUCAGGUUAGUUUUAUAAGAUUUCAAGUUUUUUUUUCCACAUUUCAGAUAUUAACUAAAUAUUGCCUUGCGAUUGCCCUCUUAGGGUUAACAAAAGUACAGUAUAUAGUAAAGCACUUAGUCUUAAGGACCAAAUAGAACUUUGAUAAAAUUAUGGUAGUAAUGUGAAUUAAUUAAAAAUAAUUGCAUGUCUCCCAGCUUCCAAAUGAAAUGUACUAAAUUUUCUUUCAUGCUUAAGUAAGAUAAUAGGAUAAAUUCUUUAUCCAUACCCUAUUGACGGGGCCUAGUAUCAGUGGGCAUGUCAGGUUACAUCCAAGGCUGAAACCACCACCAUCAACCUAACCUACCAUGAUUUGUUGCAAGUAUCGUUUAGUUUUAGUACAAUACCAUGGAAUAAGAAGAUCUGAGAUGACCUUAUCCAUUCUCAUUUCAGUAACCAGGCCUUUGAGACUCCUUUAAAGCAGAAUGCAUGAAUGUACAGUGGGAUUGUUAAGAGAUGAAAAAGAACAAAUUUAAAAGCAUUAACAUGAUAAGUUACUAAUCACCAAAAAUAAUGCCUUUGGAGCAUCACAAGUGGCUGGUUGGAUUAUUAAUGACUUUUCAGUGUGCCACCUUUCUCAGCUGCUCUACUGACCAUGGCAAUGCAUACCAAAAUGUCAGCAGAUAGUCCUUUGGAUCUAGAUGAUAUUUCUGAUUAAGCAAGAUUAUGGAUAUACUGUAUAUUACUGAAUGGAAAAAUAGGCUUAAACAAGAAUUCUAGAAUACGCUAACUUCUUUCACAGGCUCAACUAACGACUCCCAUGUUGCUCUAGGAUUUGGGUAUCUCCUACCUACGCCAGUCAAUUCAGAGUAGACUGCUCAUUAAGGUUUAAAGUAGCAUGGGUUUCUUUCCCUACUCCAAAGAAAUUAAUUAAAACAACAUCUUGAUAUGUGAUGAAAUGUUCUGUUUAAAUUAUUUUACUGAGCUAUUCAACUGAAAAUGAUUGUACUUAGCUAUUUGUUGUAAAACAUUUUGCUUAAAUUCAACUUUGCAUAUGAAGCUUCAAUUACUGCUAUUAUUUUCUCAUAACUGGAACUACUGUGCUGCUUAAAAACUUUUCCAUUUAAAGAUACUAGGAGUGGGUCCCUGAAAGAAUAAUGAGAAACAUGAAACCAUUUUUGUCUAAUAUCUGAAGAAAUGUUAGGGUUAAAAAAUGUAAGUCUUUUUUUCCAAUACCCUAAAACCUAUGUCAAGGGAACAGAUAUGAGGUUAAGCAGUAUUUUACUAAGUAGAUUACUUUUAGGUGAGGUAGUAUAUCACUAACUUUCAAAUACUUAAAGCUUGAUUGGGACUAUUAAAAAUAAAAAUAAAAGGGUUUACAUAAGAAAUUUUGCAUAUAUGAGUUAAAUGAACAAAAGGAUUUUUGUGCAUAACUGAUAUUUUUUUGCUUCAUUGAAUACCAUGUAUCCUGUUUUUCAAUUGUAAUAAGGAAAAUAGAAGAAAACAUUGUAUAAGUCAUAGGGUUUUAUGAAAGAAAUGGCUUGUCUCAAGGAAAGCUGUCUUUGGGAAAAUGAAAGCUAUUUUCAAAGUUAUAUGGGCAUAUUUUCUGUCUAAUUUGGCAACUGUGCAGCUAGAUUGCUGAAGGACUUUUUGAACAACUUAGAGUAUACAUAUCAAGUGUUAUUUAGUGCGCUGGUAAAGUAUACAUAUCAGGUAUUAACAAUACACUGGACAUAAGCAAUAUUAUGUUUUACUGUCAUUACAGUUUAGUAUGAAUAAUCAUUAUUACAUGUAAGAUCAUCUCAUUCAUAUGACUUCAUGGGGAAAAAUCUGGUGCAUAAACGCAUUCUUUAUUAUUGUGCCUAGCCCUGAAAGUAUGUAUGUCAACAUAAUAUUUAUUUUAUAAUUAAAGCCAAGUUUCAUGUGCGAAUGAGAAAAAUGUGAUUUUGAAUGAGUGAGUGCAAGAAAUAUCAUGUUCAUCAAGAGUGCCAUUUUACCAUUGCUUAGUGUAUAAGUGUAAAUACUAAGUCAAGUCGUUUUGUAUUGGAUGUUAAAUAAAUUCAGUAAAUACA